CGGCCUGCAUGGACACAUCUAACAUGAACUCCUUUGUGGAAUACUCCAUUUGUAACCGACCGGGGACCGGCGCUUACUCUGCGCCCAAAUCUGGUUACCAUCACCAUCAUCAUCUGCAUCACCAUCACCAUCCUCUGGAUCAGCAUCAGGGCUUCCCGGUGACAUCCGGCACCUUCCACACGGGCCACAGCGGCUCCCCAGCUCCCAUUAACGUGUCAAGAAGUGACACCAGCACCGGGGAAGCCAGUUACACCGGGGAUGGGCGGCUGUACGUGGGCACCGGAGCACCAACGGGCGCUGGAGGAGCGCACGGGACCACAGGGUCGGCCCAGCAUCAUCAGCAACAUCAUCAUCAUCAUGAACAGCAGACGCAUAACAGUUACCAUCACCAUCCUCAUAUUCACCAAACUCAAAGCUUACAAAGCGGAAUAUUGUCUUCAUAUAGUAACGGGAAUACCGGCAACACCGGGGCCUAUGCGGCCCAGGCGUGCGCCACAAACUCGGAGUAUGUUGCAGCGACGGGCCCUCACAACACCGUUCACCCUCAGUAUUUCAUGGAGGAGUCUGUGUCCUCCACCUACUAUCAUCAAUCAACCUUCACCACCUCGGCCCCCACCGUCGGCCCCAGCUACGGGGCCCUGGCCGCGGCCUACUGCGGGCCUCAGGGCGCCCUAGCCGGGUCUCAGUACCCGCAGCAGCUUGGCGGGGGUCUGGACGCAGCGGGCUACCUGGGGCUUCCACAGGGGGGAGGUUACGGGGAGCUGCCGGUCUCCCAGGACCGAGAGAGGGAGGACGAGGAGGGCCAGCAGGCCGGGCAGGGGCAGACCUUCGACUGGAUGAAGGUGAAGAGGAACCCGCCUAAAACAGUCAAAGUGUCGGACUUCGGCCUCGCGGGCGCGCACAACAACGCCAUGCGCACCAACUUCAGCACGCGGCAGCUGACGGAGCUGGAGAAGGAGUUCCACUUCAGCAAGUAUCUAACGCGGGCGCGGCGCGUGGAGAUCGCCGCCACGCUCGAGCUCAAUGAGACGCAGGUGAAGAUCUGGUUCCAGAACAGGCGCAUGAAGCAGAAGAAGCGCGAGCGGGAGGGCGCCUCCGCCACGGCGCGCUCCUCUUCCUCCUCCUCCUCCUCCUCCGGUUCUUAUGAUACCGGUGCCGGCAGCGGUUUCAACAAGGAACUCGAGGACACCGACCACUCCUCCGCGUCCACGUCUCCAGGCGCGUCCCCGAGCUCUGAGACGUAGUAGAAUAUUGGUUCUCCAGAGCAGACGCUGUGAUGCUGUGGAAAACAGGUGGCCUUCAGUUAUGUACUAAUGAGAGACAGAAUACUUAAUGCAUUCCGUGUUGUGCGUUAUACUACUUAGAGGAAAAUCAACCCUCCAAUCAUCAGCCUCCCUCAUCUACUUCUGCUCUGACUUCCUACAUGUCCCAGAAUUCCCUUUGACAACUCACACAUUCAGCGUGUGGAGAGAAAAACUUACCUUGACCAAAUCUCAUCUAUUGCUGCCUCUCUGGGCACUGACAUUAUUAGCCAGAUGGUUUUUUUUUUAUGGAGUGAAAAUGAUUUUUUUUUCUUUAAAUAUAACAACUGCAGUGAUCUGGUUGGAAAUCAAAGAGCAUUAAUGCUGGAUACUAAAAAGAGACAGUUACCCCACUUUAGUGGAUAUUGUGACUGCACUAUUGUAGUGACAGAUUAGGGGACCUACUAUGAGGAAACCAACACAAGCAAAAUGAUGCGAUAUGGUUGUUGGUGAUGCAAAAUGCCCCCAGUUUGAGGGAAAUAAUAGAAAAUACAAUAAUGAAACAAUAAACCUCCCUUCAAUUAUCUGGGAUGGCAAGUAGGUACAGUAGGUUUCAUCAUACCUUCAAAUUCUGCAAACUUAAGAAAUUCCUUCCAAACCAAAACCACAUUAUUUCAUGGAACCACACAUUUCAUGCUGUGGGCCAGAAACAAAUCAGUUGCAGGUACCUUAAUGCAGUGGUUUCCAAAUGGGGUUCGGGACCCCAUGUUGGGUCCUAAGAUAAGUCUAAAUGGUCAUAAAAUAAUUAAAAGGACACACAUUUUUCUCUGAUGUUUCUAUAUUUUCCUGUCUUUGAUACAUAUACUUCUCCAGACCUCUACAAACACAAGCCAAACAAUGGUUGGUAGCCUGCUGGACUGUUUCUGACAGCGUGGAUCACACCUCUUUGUUCUGUCCGAACAGGGAGAAUCAAUGACCCAUGACACUUAAAUUAGAGUCUCAGAAAGUGUUGUAUUCUCAUAGAAACUGGAUGUAGUAGCUAAAAUGUUUGGUCAAUUAUUCCUGGACAUAAAACAUUAUUUUCAAGAUGAUCCCCUUAAUGUGGAAGUUGGGGGCUACUUUUAAGUGUGAGAUAAUUGAUGAAUCCAGUCUCUGGUGUACAGGCUGAUGAUGAUGAUGAUGAUGAUGAUGAUGAUGAUGAGAUGCACUUUGGCAUCUUUAUAUGAUGUCUGAAUUACAGGGUUUAACUGGUAUUGGGUUA
Thunnus maccoyii (southern bluefin tuna) is the source of this 2502-nucleotide messenger RNA. It is a transcript of the gene hoxb1a, whose product is annotated as homeobox B1a. Gene Ontology annotation, molecular function: RNA polymerase II cis-regulatory region sequence-specific DNA binding; DNA-binding transcription factor activity, RNA polymerase II-specific. Gene Ontology annotation, biological process: regulation of transcription by RNA polymerase II. The transcript has 2 exons. The record is from RefSeq and is a predicted model, not a curated record. NCBI's taxonomy places the organism in Eukaryota, Metazoa, Chordata, Actinopteri, Scombriformes, Scombridae. The coding region runs from base 9 to 1244 and encodes 411 amino acids. Gene Ontology annotation, cellular component: nucleus.